Messenger RNA from Parascedosporium putredinis, 1644 nucleotides. The record is from the annotation of a GenBank genome assembly. Lineage: Eukaryota; Fungi; Ascomycota; Sordariomycetes; Microascales; Microascaceae.
AUGCCCGGCUCACAUCUCAAGCUGGCGGCACGGGUACCGUUAACCACGAGCGACCCACAACCACGCCAAUCCGUCUUCGGAGGGCUUCCACCACGCCUGCAGGCGCAAAUGGAAGAGAGGUUGACGGCGGACCGAGGUGAUCCGGAUCACUCGGACGUUAGCUCGAAUGAAAGCUCGGGUCGGUCGGGGUCACCGGAAGAUGCUCGCCAAAACCUGCCGCCUUGGUGGCUAGCGAUAAACAUUGUCACGUUUACGCCUCCAGCCUUUGAUUGGUAUGGCUGGGAUAGUGUAGGUUACAAUCUCCGGCAGCUUAUGCCGUUUUCCAUCCGCCACGGCCUCGGAGGCCUUGACGGAAACACGAGCGAAUACCUUGACUUGGUCCGAGAUGCACAUCGCGAGAUUGCGAAAUUGCAGUCCUCCUCCAAGAGCCAUCAAGACUCUCUUAAACAGCUUGGCACGAUGCUACCAAAGGUGAUCCACAUCACUCCUGGAAGGGGUGGCAAGCCAGUCAUCUCGGAGGACUUUUGGCACGCACUGCGAGACAAAGUUCGUCUUGAUGAUACUGUCGUGCAACUUGAAUUAUCUCGUGAUGGCCAAAAGUUUACUUCGGGAAAGCACUGGGAAGCCGUACGGAACCACAUGGACGCUGAGCUAGGAACGGGCAAGAUGCCAAAGUCGUGGGAGCGUUGGCUUCAAACUAACCGAGUCAAGAGCCCAGAACUUACAAAAGAGCUCCUAACGCGUGAAGAGUUCUUACGACUCCUCCAACCAGAGUUUACUGCCCAUAGGCGGCAGAUUCAAGCCGAAAUGAAGAGCGCCUUGGCCAACCACGAAAAGCGCGUGGAAACGAUAAUACAACAUACGAUCGACACCAAGGUUCGUGCUGGGUUAUCCAGCGACCAGAUAAAGGCACUCGUGGACGAAGCCGUACUCAAGGCCAUUCGAGAGGCUAGCCUGAAAGCUUUCGCGAAUGGCCAAAUUAUGUCUACAUGGGACAAGGACCUCCGCAACCGGGUCAACUUCUUCAGCGUUGGAACUGGGGCGACAAUCAACGUUCAAGAGUCUUCGCCGACAUAUUACCCUACGAAACCCCAAAGGCUCGGCACGGUUAACUGGUUCAAGUCGUUUAGCGGGGAUGCUUGGUGCGGCGCCCUCGGAGUAGACCAUUCGGGCCGCCCCAUGCCGGCAAAGUUGUCGAUCCAGCUCGGAAAAGUCAUUACUCCUGAAUACGUCGUUGUGGAGCACAUCCUUCCCGGAGCGACUUUAAGCCCUGAUGCCCGGCCCAAAGAAAUAGAAAUCUGGGCAUAUGUCGAUGGCGUGCGGCAGCAGAAGCGUCUUCUUGAUUUCGCCGCCGCCCAGUUUCCAAAACGACAGAGUGACUCCCUCGGGUUCCAGCCUAGCUCAUGCGGCGAAGGCGGGUGUUUUCUCCAGAUUGGCGGCUUUGAGUACGAUUCUAGCGAGCGCCAAGGUGGCAUUUACGUCCAUAGGCUCUCGGAAGAGUUGGCCAACAUGGGCGUUACAACGGACCACGUGCAACUCGUGGCGAGGACGAACCACGGGGACGCUCUCAAGACAUGCCUGUAUCGAGUGAGGCUUUACGGCAAUGUCUCGCACGGCGGAGGGCAAGGGGUUGAGCUCGACUAA